This is a messenger RNA of Daldinia decipiens, 954 nucleotides long. RefSeq lists its product as uncharacterized. Gene Ontology annotation, biological process: vesicle-mediated transport. Bases 1 to 954 code for a protein of 317 amino acids. Gene Ontology annotation, molecular function: protein-macromolecule adaptor activity. NCBI's taxonomy places the organism in Eukaryota, Fungi, Ascomycota, Sordariomycetes, Xylariales, Hypoxylaceae. The record is from RefSeq and is a predicted model, not a curated record. The transcript has 3 exons.
AUGGAUAUCUCAAAUCCCCGUCGCAUAUUAGCCGUGUCCUUAGCAGAUUCGACUCACCACUUAACCAAGGUAAUCAAAGACCUCACCGGUACUCAUCCAGAGCAGACCUCAACGUCACUAGCCGGUUCAUCGCACAACCUCUCUUUAAAAACAGCAUAUUAUACAGCCGAAGUGCCCAUAUGGUUAGACCUCAUAUCAUCACCCUCAGAAUGGGCCGGUUCUUUCUUAUCUCCCGAGGCCAAGGAGGUCCUUGAGGUUCUAGGCGGAAUUGUCGUAGUCUUUUCGCUGCCAGUCAAGUCGCAGACGGAUGAGAUCAAGGCCGCGCAGGAACUCAUCCAGAAUGUGGGCAAGGUUGUCAAGGACGGGCUUGGCGGCUGGUCCUGGGACGGAGUCGGUUUGUGUCUGGGCGUCGGAGAAAUAGACGAUGUCGAUGAGUGGGAAGAUUGCUGCGCCGAAUGGGGUUUGGAGUUCGUACAGGUCAAGAAUCAGUCCGUGUCAACACGAAACGAAUUCGGUGAAAAAGCCGGCAUCCCUCGUGCCCUGGAAGCGCUGGAGUCAAACGACUGGUCUCAUACGUCCGUCGACGACCUUGGGUCUGAUUUCGAGGACUUUGAGGCGGAACUAAACAUCGGAAAUGGCGGCAAUGGUAAAGACAAAGAUGGGCCUGAUCUCGACCCAGAAAAUCUCGAUUUUGGGUUUGACCGAGAGGACUUUGCCGGUCUCAAACAAGCGAUAUGGAAUUCCGGGAAAGGCGAGGAUUUCUUAAACGGAGAACCGAGCACGGACACCAGCAAGAAGGAUGACGGAGAAGAUAUGAAUGAUGAAGAGAUCAGGAAGAUAGAGCGCAUGAUGGUUAAGCUGCAGGCUGUACGCGAUACGAGUGCCGGGCUGCCAGAAGAUCAACGUAAGCGGGUAGCCGCGAAGGCGGUGGCCGAGGUCAUGAAAGAACUAUGA